Molecule: messenger RNA, 4152 nt
Organism: Mixia osmundae IAM 14324
Lineage: Eukaryota; Fungi; Basidiomycota; Mixiomycetes; Mixiales; Mixiaceae
Exons: 4
Coding region: 1-4152 (1383 amino acids)
Source: RefSeq, a predicted model, not a curated record
AUGGAAGGAGAGGCUGUGCGAGUGCGUGGGCCAAGGACGAGCGAGAGCUUCCGUCCCGACGUGAGCUUAACGAUCCCGUCGCUUGACGAGUUGCCUCGACUGCCGGCUUCGCCUUCGCUCGCUUCGAUGAUUGCAGCAUCUGCGCUGGCCAGUCCUACGCUCUCUCAGCACUUCUCACCCGGCGGACUAUCAUCUUCAUUGUCACGCAGCACGGACGAGACCACGCUUGAGACGAGCGCCGAAUGCCCUGCAUACGUCAAGGCGGCGACGACGACAGAAGUCAUCGAUGUACCAAUCGUGCAGUGCCAUGAUCGCAUGACAUCGACAGCAUCACCCAUCUACGAUGAGGCAGCGUUGCAGGUUGUCAGUGUGGACGAGGCGCCCCUAGCGUCCAGUAUGCCCGAGCCGGUCUUUCGUACAGACAGGAGCUUGUCAGCGCCUGCAGCCGCGGGUGUAUCAUCGGAAGCAGGUCGCGUUAACAGCGUUAACAGUGAAGUCUUGCCGGUCGCAAUGCCCAUAAAGCAUGCCCUCGUCAGUCCGAUUCGACCAUACUUUGUUGAUCCGUUCACCACGCAGGUUCUGAGCAUGAAGGACUGCGAUGUCUCAGCAGUAGCGAUCUCACCCAUGGAUACGCGCGGUCAUACUCUGCUUGAAGCCUCACACGCAAUGACGACCUCGGCAGUAGCCGUGAAUGCACAAUUCAGCGCGCAGACCGAAGAUUCUUUACCGCGCAACCUUGACGAUGCAUCUACAUCGCCGCCCGAACCACCGCCGAAAGACUUACAAGUCGAGGGCGAUGCCCUCGAGCUGAAUCAUCUGGACAUGUCUGAGGCUGAGCGCUUCAAAGUUGAGACGCUCGCGCAGGAAAAGCCUCGGCCACGGCAUUCAACACCUGCACAUAUCCCUGCCUCGACGGAGAGUGGCGAAAAUGCGCCUGCGUUUCCUCGCAUCUCGCACGAGCAGUCCGAUCAGCGUUCGUACGCUGCUUCCGUCGUCGAUGACGAUCCUGACUAUAAUCCUCUAUACAUCGUCAUGUCAACAUCUCAGUCUGCACAUAUCCGAGCAGCUUGGCAAGCUGCUAAACUUAUUCUCGUUCCCUCAAGAUCGUUCUUACCGCUCGGUCUAAUCGCACGGAUCGAUCCAGCGUAUGUCGGCGAGCCGGGUGCGCCUGAAGACUGGGAACGGUGGGUCGCAAUGCAUGCCUUCUGUCCACAAGCGAUAGCGCCGGACCAUUACAUCAACGCUGUGCCGGAUCAACAAUCUGUCAAGGCGGUUCUCGAGACCCGGGAUGGCUCUACGGUUAUCAACUUGCAGCAUGAUGAUCAUCUGACGGGAUGCAGUCCCCUUGCGCCGUCUUUCACUGCCAGUGUGCAUAGCGACAAUGACGGCCCGACAGGCCCUUCUGAAACUGCUGCAGAGCUAGAUGGCAGUCCACCAGAGCCUAAGCUUCGCAAGUCGCGAAGCUACGCAAAACUGAUUGCAGACUCGUUACGGCCGCCCGUUUCGCGCAUUUUGCCCCGCUCAAGUUCCCUGCAGAUUGGCGACAUCAGCUUGCCACACGAGACCCAGGCCGUGCCGAGCCGACAGAUUCAUGUUAUCGCCGAGGGCAUGGUGUACAGACGAUCACGGCUCAAUUCGACAGCGUCGCUCAUGGGCUCGUUGCUAUCUGUCGCCGAGGAGGAGAAUGUAGAGACUCAAAGGAAGGACAAAUCGAAGCUCCGAGCGCCGAAAUGGCUAAAGAAGGUAUCUGCUCGCAAGGACGACAAGAGACUCUCGACAGGCUCGUUGCUGUCAACUGCCGUCCAGCAAAGAUCUGGUCUAGAGCGAGUCCGCGUCUGCUGCGUCACUGGACCAGUCGUCGAGUGGUGGGGCACUCCAGAUGAGAUGCAGGCCGAUUCAGAACCUCAUUGGGGUCAAGCGAUCUCAGAAGACGCGCCACGAUCGUCGACGGAGCCAACCUCGUAUGGCCAAAGUCGCAGAGCAAGCAGCAUUCUAUCCGCAACCUCUGGCUUUCCCUUCGCCUCAGACAAUCUAGCGCUUCAAUGCGUGCCCGUCACGCGCGACGUGCUCAUCGAUCUGCAAUUCCUCUUGCUACCGCCAGCUCAGAUUGGCUCGCUCGAGUCGCAUUUUCAUGAAGCAAUUGCAUCAAUUGAUCGGCUCGUCUAUUCGGUAAUCGUUGAUCGAAGCCCCAGUUAUCGCUCGACGGCUCAACCGCCAUCAGCCCUGUUGAUCCGAGAGCAAGUUAUUGGUAAAGCCUGGUCCACUUUAUGCUUUGCUUUGCAGCAAGAUCUCAGCGGUAUCGGUCCAGCUGUUCUGGCCGUCGAGGGCCCUCGCCUACUGCAGAUCGUCGAGAACGUGACGUUCGCUUUCCUCAAUUCCAAAGCAUAUACGUCUUCAGUGCUGAUACAGCAUCGCAACGAUAACAGCUCGGCGUAUCGCAUUAUGUCGGCGUACCGUGACCAAGGGCUGCAGCCGACCGACUUUGGCGCAACGGCCGCGGCAAACGCAGUCGAUUUAGAUAAGCCAGUGUUUACACUGCGAGGUUUGCAGCGCAAGGAAUCAACCUUCGACCCAAUGAGCACUGCUGCGUUCAGCUCAGAGGCUCUGUCGAUGUUCAAGUCACUUAUCGCUGCUUCACGAGGUAACCGGCUGGGCGCGAUUUUGGCUGCACGUACGCCUCUGGACUGCAUCAGUAUCAUCUCAAGGGUGGUCUCGGAAACUUUCGCUGCGUAUCAGACAACACACGAUGGCGAUAUGCCUGAGACCGAUCAGGUCAUCGCAAUGCUUUGCGUCGUCAUCUGUCGCGCUGGGCUCCGGGAGCUCGUGUCUCUGGUCUUCUACGCGCGCACCUAUGGAAUCACUUCCGAUCUAGAUCCUCAGCUCGAAUGGGCCCUGGCUACUUUCAGGACCGCGCUGUCUUACGUGCGACUAGAUCCCUUUGCCUCGCAAGCUGCGAGGGAACCUGCUCAGCACAGAAUUACGCCCGCCGAUCAGCUGUCUCAAAGAGACCUUAGCCGGUCACAAGUGGCGCAUCGAAGCUCGGCUACAAUUGCAGAUAGCAUUCGUCUUUCACUCGACGAUGACGAUGCUUCACUCUCACGCCCUUCGGGCUCAUUCAGUCGUCAUUCGUCGCACGACUCAAGUCCCUUCUCGGAGAUGCCUCCUCCGGACAGAUUGCCACUACGGGCUCGAUCGUCCUAUGGCGUAGACGGCGCGGCUCGCGAACGCUUGUCUGACCUCACAAUGGCGAUCAGGCCAAGAUUGCAGCUCGACACGCGAGCGAAUAAAUUGCAAAAGCGCGAUCGUCCGCACCCGAUGAGUGCAUCGAGUCAGGAGCUACUGGGGCAGCAAGCUCGCAGCGUGGCACUGAAUCGAUGGAUGACAACGAACACGCUUGAUUCGUCAGCUUCUCCCCCGAAACAUGUUGCUCGUGCUAGCUUUGACUCGUGGCGCAACAUGAUGUCGCAAGGCACGUCCUCGGACAAUAGCCACUCGUUCAGGUCUACCUCGCCAUUCCCGCGUCGAUCGGACCUUGGCGAGGGCAGUCAAGAGUCAAAUCAACAGCCUUCCACUUGGUGGGAUUGGGGUCGCGCGAGACUCAACAGUGUCACGUCGCUCAAUCUCGUAUCAAAUUCGCCGGAUACUGGUGAGCUAAUCUCGGGCAGAUCACGCACAAAUUCCGAGGCGGCCAGUCUGUUGACCUCCUUGCCGGCUUUGGCCGAGCCUCAGCCUUCCAAUCUGCACGUAUAUGCAGAUGCCCGCACACAGCGGCCACGGCCACGCUCCCUGAUCUCACUCAAGUCGGCCUCAUCUUUCGAAACCGACCAAUCGAAUAACACGGAUAAGCUGUGCGUGCCCAGCAAUUCCUCCGGUCGGCCUUUGCAUGCGCGAAGAGCAACACGUACAGACAGCAUACGUCGUGAAGUGCUUGCGCCUCGCUUGGAUCUAUCGAGCGCGGUCUCUCAGAUCCCAAAAAGUAGUCCGACUACCAAUGGCGAUAGUCGAUUGCGAAUGUAUCGAAGUCAGUCACUAUGGGCGCCACCCUCUCCAAUUUGCGAGGUGACCUCGCCUGUCGUGUCUGUUUCGACUCAGUCUGCCAAUUCUGCGCAUCAUCCGCCUGACAUAUCAGCACUAUCGCUCGGUAAAAGUUGA